This is a messenger RNA of Nicrophorus vespilloides, 1489 nucleotides long. RefSeq lists its product as uncharacterized. Bases 239 to 559 code for a protein of 106 amino acids. The record is from RefSeq and is a predicted model, not a curated record. The transcript has 3 exons. Lineage: Eukaryota; Metazoa; Arthropoda; Insecta; Coleoptera; Silphidae.
ACAGGAUGAAUGCCGAUCACAUAUAACCACGUGCUUCUUCAUCGACUCCAGUCUCCGUCAACCACGGUGGUGAUCAGCUUCGAGCACCGACAAAGGCCAACCACCACCAGAAAUAGCCCAACGAACGAACCACCGUCCAUCCACCACUCUUCGAUCGUAAAAAAAAAGUGUCCAAACACCCAACAACCCUUUCUCGACACAGAUUCCGGUGAUUUUGCCACCGAUGUGAUUUUGCGAGAUGAUCUUUGGGAAAGCUAUCAGAAUUUGCGCGGCAACCGCCGUCCUUCUGCUCCUCACCGUCGCCCUUCCAUCGGGAGUGGACGCAUCCAGGCUUCCUGGAAAGAUCGAAGAUGCCAAUGGUGAAGUGGAAUCCUGCCUGAAGAACACGCCCUGCGGAUGGGCAGUGUAUCACAGGUUCAGCAGGGAGAUCGACUACUUCAUGAGGAAUCGAUGCGAGUGUCCGAAGCACAAGAAGUGCAUCCGCACCGAUGAUGACAUCUCCGUGAACGCCUACGUUUACAGAUGCAGAGAUCCGGACGCCUCCAAAAUCCAGUUAUAAAAUAGGAGAUCAGGGAUCGCACAUUUGUUUUCGUUGUAAAACUACUAAAGCGAUACUUUUAAUAUUUAUACACACUAGCUGUUAAAGCAUCAACACACUCACGAAUACAUACAAAAAUACACACGCACACGAAUGUAAAAGAAAAUCAGAGCGCGAAAACCUUAGGAAACAGCGACGUUUUUAAAAAAAUCGACAAUCCAAAAGAAAACCAAAUACAAAAAUUAUUUAUUGAUAAUCGAGUGGAGUGUUUAAAGUUAACUAACAAUAUUUUCUUUGUUACUAAUAUUUUCUUAUAUUUUUCUUUCCUUGUUUUUAAAUUAUUAUUAUUAUUAUUUCUGCAUGUUUCUUUAUUUCUUUAAUUAUAUUAUUUUCUCUCUUUUUUUUUAAUUACAAAACAAAGUCGAACUUAUUUUAAACGUACGCAGAUUUUUCCAAAGACAGUUUUCGCGCCACGCCAAAAUUACUUAUUUCGAUUCAGAUUAUAGUUGACAUUGCUGACCACAAAAUGCUUUAUUCGAAAUCCAUCCGGGAUUCAAAACGGUUUUCUUGUUUAUCAGUAUUUUAAUUGAUGUUUUAUUUUUUUAAUUUUAUUUCUAUCUGUCUCUCACUUUAGUCGCGUACUUUUAUCAUUUCAUAAUAUACUUUACAGAUGCCUGAUUUCGUUUAACGCGUAGAUUUCUAGCUCUUCGUUUACGUAGGUUUUCCUUAGAUUAUUAUUGUUUGUUUACACGUUCUUAUAUAAAUGUGUGCACUUAAACACCUUGUGCCCAACGCAACGAUUGUUUCGUUAUUUCUUCUCUUUUAUAAUAAUCGCAUUUAGAUGUUCGCUAGAUAGGGCUCACUAAUUAUAACUAUUUAUUUUGUAUUAAGAGUGACGCAAAGACGUCGUUAAAAUAAAAGAAGUACGAUAAAACACCUCAACAAUAUAAA